AUGCCACGGGCACAAACCACCAAAAAUCUCUUAAAAUCAAAGUCUGCAAUGAGAGUGUCGCAUGAUUUAGUUGGAUGGGACGAAGUAAGGAAGAGAAAGGGCUUGGUUUCGUUGGUUUGUUGUUUCAUUGCUAAGAAUGAGGGCAAGCUUCUUGGUAGCAGAGGCAAUAUGGAAGGAAAUCGAGUCUACACACACAGGUUUCAAUCUUGUUUGCAUUUCUUGUUUGGCAAGAACUUCGAGGGAGCCACUAGAAUUGUUGACCAAAGAGGUGUCAGCAAGAUAUCUGCUCACCCCAGUGGAAGGUUUAUCUUUCAGGUUACUGGGGAAUCCCGCAGAAAAGACCAAUAUCUCUGUUUUGCUGAGAACUUUUGUGGUUGCUAUUCUUUCUUCUAUGAUGUUGUCAACAAAGGGGAACAGCUUUGUUGUAAACAUCAAAUAGCUGCAAGACUUGCUGCAUCUUUGGGAUCAUAUGUUGAAGUUAAAGUGUCUGAUGAGGAGCUAGCUAUGUUACUAUCCAAAAUAUAG
This is a messenger RNA of Sphenostylis stenocarpa, 525 nucleotides long. Lineage: Eukaryota; Viridiplantae; Streptophyta; Magnoliopsida; Fabales; Fabaceae. The record is from the annotation of a GenBank genome assembly.